UCGGAACUUAACAGUGUGACAUCCAGCGGAAGUAAACAACACAAGCGCUAGUAGCGUUAGCUGCAGGUAUGUGUUGAAUUAGCUGGAAGACGAUAUUCGUGGCGCUGCUACUUAUUUAAUUUGCAAUUAAGCAACAAUGUCUUCAGUCGAGUAUUUGAGAGAGUUUGUCAACAAACGACUAACUGCUGCUGCUCAAGAAAUAUUCGGAGUUUUAAAAAAAACUAUCGUCGAGUACGAGGAAGAGAUCGAUCGUCAGCGCAGACUGCUGGAUAACUUGCGGAAACCCGAAAUAAAGUUACACAGGAUAGAGCUCCCACAGCAACAUGUCUGUACGGAGGAGGAGGUUGUGGCUGACCAGCAGCUCUGUAUUCAGGAGAGGAACUCCAGUCUGGACCAAGAGGACCCAGAGCCUCCACAGAUUAAAGAGGAACAGGAGGAACUCUGCACCAGUCAGGAGGGAGAGCAGCUUGUACUGAAGCAGGAGACUGAUGCCUUUAUGUUGACUCCUACUGAUGAGGAAAGUGACCACAGUGAACCAGAACCAAACAGGGACAAGCGGCUCCUCUCUCACAACUCUCAUGCAGCUGAGAGCCAAGAUCAGAAAGGAGGGAAGCAUGGAGACUCAGGAUCAACUAGAGAUGCAGAACCAAAUAAUCAACAUCACAAAAGCAAAACUCUGACUGACAAUGUAUACAACUCUGCCCUGUCAAAGAUUCACCAUAUUACUCACACAGGUAAAUCGUUUUUCCAAUGUGACACAUGUGGGAAAGAUUUUAAGUAUCAGUCUCAACUGAAUAUACACUUGAGAAUACACACAGGUGAGAAGCCAUAUUCUUGUAGCAGCUGUGGAAAAAGAUUCAAUCAGACAUCAGGAUUGAACACUCAUUUAAAAAUCCAUACAGGUGAAAAACCAUUUACUUGCAAAACAUGUGGGAAAAGAUUCAGUCAGACGUCAAAUUUGAACACUCAUAUAAGAAUCCAUACAGGUGAGAAGCCAUUUUCUUGCAAAACAUGUGGGGAAGAAUUCAGAUUUAGUUGUCUGUUGAAAGUCCACAUGAGAAGAGCCCACACUGGUGAGAAGCCUUACCUUUGCAAGAUCUGUGGGAAAAGAUACUUUUGUGCAUCUCAUUUGGCACAGCACAAAAGAUUGCAUACAGGCAAGUAGUCUUGGAGUCGCAAAAUAGGUUUAUGGUCAAAACUACAUGACGACAUGACAGCUCCCCAAACGAAGCCAAAACAUCUCAAUCAUCCCCUGGUGGCUGGCUGGAGUAUAGGUCAUAAACCCCGCCCCCUCCAUGUUAGUGGAUGGGACAACAGCCAAACUAAAAAGUACACGUCAAAUAUAAAUUUCCCAAAGAUGGUUUCUGUCAUUUCAGGUCGUUCUUAUGUUGACAUGUUUUAAAGUGUUAAUUUUUCUGAUACGUUUGAUUUUAAUUAGUUAUUUGAUGGUUUAAAAUGGGGGUUUCACAUUUUGGGCAGGCUCUGGCUCCAAAUGACGUCACCAGCGCAACAUGGCAGCUCCCGUAUCCGGGAUAUUUUGGCUUCAUUUUUGUACAGUGCAAGGAAGUGGAGAUUCAUCAUCCAUUUUUAUAUACAGUCUAUGGUCAAAACUCACAAGAACUCACAGGAGGGAGUAGCCAUAUAAUUGCAGCUCUUGUGGGAACAUUUGUACUCAAAUCACAUACUUCAAAAAAAUAAUGUCCUCAGGAUCAAUAUACAAAGGAGAAACCAUCGAGCUGAAACUCCCGUGGCGACUUGUUAGCCUACGGAAUGAAAAACACAUACACGUGAAAUACAUGUAGCAAUAGCUACAUCUCUGUAAUUGAUUGUAAAAUGUUUUUUAUAAAGAUGAGAUCUUAAUAUCAAAGUGUAAAGUUUCACUUCAUACGGCUGUAUUAUAUUUCUUUUAGCAAUAGUAUUUUUUAUUAAACAAUCGUGAUGUCCCAAAUCGAGGAAAAAUGCUAGAUUCAAAGUGAGUGCCCAGUAGUGGCUCCUCAAGUAUUUGAUCGUUCUAUAUGAAGCCUACACAUCUUUUGCAAGAAGUCAGAUUUUACAUUUGAGAAUGACUGACAUCACUUUUAUAUCACUAUAUAAGAAGUCCUAUUAAAUGUGAACGUGCCUUCUUGUUGCUAUUUUUAUACACUACCUCAGUUGUUAGAAAGCCUGACCACGCCCCCUGCAAUUAAACUGCGGCAUUGUUCCUUGAUGACUUUUCAAAGGGAUAACAGACUCCUUUCCUUAAUCAUUAUUGUCCGGUUUGUGCGUUCAUGAGGAUAAUGUGAGUACUGUAGGCUACAUACAGUGCCUGUUAAGUAUCAUCGUAGAAUGGAUAUAUGUUGUAGUUUAACUUUAUAGUUUUAACGGUUUAGAAUGUAGAGUUGCUACUCGCUCUAACAUGCAAGCCUUUUUUCCUUUUGUAUAGUUUUACCACUGUUCACGCGUAAAUUGUAUAAUUUGGUUUAAUCAUCCAUAACUUCUCUAAUAAGUUAUUACCUUGGUUAAUUUCACUGCCUGUGAUUUGCUCUGACUGUCUUCAUGUUUAAGUUUGCUGUUAUGGUAUAGCCUAGGUUAUUUGAAAGGGAAUCUCAGUUUCUGUGUAUGGACACAGCUUUUUCUUUGUCCUCAGAAUUUUCAAAGAAGUUGGACGCAGGUCAUUCCAAUACAAAUCUCCAUCCGACUGGAAUAACCUUUCGCUUUUUCUGAGAUCUGUGGCCUCUUUACGCUGCUUCAGGACAUCUUUAUUUACUUAUCUUAAAACAAUCUGUUUAUGCUUUUAAUUUGUGCAUACAAGACAAACUACUUCAAUUGCUCUUGUGCAGAUGUAAUUGCUUUAUUAUCCUGGUCAUUGUAUCCAGUUUUUCUUGUACAACAGCUGAGGGCUGGGGGUGUGGGUGGGAGAGGCUGAGCAAGCUGUCUGUUUUUGCCAUGUAUGUUUAUGUAAUGCCCUUUUUUUUUGUAUGUGCUUUAUUUUGUACUUGUAUCUAUAGGACCCCCUUGAAAAUGCUGCAUCCCAAGGGGCUAUCCUUUCAAUAAAUUCAAUAUCACUUGA
Molecule: messenger RNA, 3049 nt
Organism: Siniperca chuatsi (mandarin fish)
Lineage: Eukaryota; Metazoa; Chordata; Actinopteri; Centrarchiformes; Sinipercidae
Product: zinc finger protein 239-like
Exons: 2
Coding region: 137-1165 (342 amino acids)
Biological process (GO): regulation of transcription by RNA polymerase II
Molecular function (GO): RNA polymerase II cis-regulatory region sequence-specific DNA binding; DNA-binding transcription factor activity, RNA polymerase II-specific
Source: RefSeq, a predicted model, not a curated record